Molecule: messenger RNA, 2467 nt
Organism: Cyphomyrmex costatus
Lineage: Eukaryota; Metazoa; Arthropoda; Insecta; Hymenoptera; Formicidae
Gene: Pfrx
Product: 6-phosphofructo-2-kinase/fructose-2,6-biphosphatase
Exons: 7
Coding region: 46-1563 (505 amino acids)
Biological process (GO): fructose 2,6-bisphosphate metabolic process; fructose metabolic process
Cellular component (GO): cytosol
Molecular function (GO): 6-phosphofructo-2-kinase activity; ATP binding; fructose-2,6-bisphosphate 2-phosphatase activity
Source: RefSeq, a predicted model, not a curated record
UAGUUCGCAUAGUGUGUCUGGUUUGGGGUGAUUCGCACUUCGCACAUGAGUGCAUGUGAAUCUCCAUCAUUCGCCCUCAGUUUCGCUCCGGCUCUUUCUGUCUUACGUCGUCUCUCUCCUUCACGGCGGGACAGAUUGGCUCCACGGAGGUAUACGUUUAGGAUGACCGAUUCUGAAAUUGAGAUGCAUUACACCCCACCGACGUCGGAUACCAUUCAGACGAAACCGUUCCCGAUCCGAGGUGAACGUGCGAAUUUCGUGAAUAAGCCUCAUGUGAUUGCGAUGGUCGGUCUGCCGGCUCGCGGCAAGACCUACAUAUCCAAGAAACUGUGUCGUUACCUCAAUUGGAUUGGUAUCAGCACAAAGGUUUUCAACCUGGGUGAAUAUAGGCGGCAUGCUACCACGGCCUACCAGUGCCAUGAGUUCUUCCGUCCUGAUAAUAUAAAGGCUAUGGCAAUACGCACGCAGUGUGCGAAGGACGCUUUAAACGACGUCUGCCAGUGGUUGGAGAGCGGUGACGGUGAAGUAGCCGUCUUUGACGCUACCAACUCUACGGUCGACAGACGUCAGCUGAUACGCGAUAUCGUCGUACGCAAGAUGGGUUUCAAACUAUUCUUUGUCGAAUCGGUGUGCAAUGACCCAGAGAUUGUAGAGCAGAACAUUAUGGAAGUUAAAGUCAGUAGUCCGGAUUACGCAAACAUGAAGAAAGAGGAUGUGCUUGCGGACUUUAUGCUACGAAUCGAGCAUUAUCAGGAACGAUAUCAGCCAUUGGAUGAGGAACGCGAGAGCGAUUUGUCGUUUAUGAAAAUAUACAACACCGGCGAGAAGGUGCUGGUCCAUAAGCACGAGGGUCAUAUACAAAGUAGAAUAGUUUACUAUCUUAUGAACAUUCAUAUUGUGCCACGCACGAUUUACUUGACCAGGCAUGGUGAGAGCCUGAUGAACCUCGAAGGCAGAAUAGGCGGCGAUUCAGACUUGAGCGAGCGAGGACAUGAAUAUGGCAAGGCAUUAGCAGAUUACAUCAGUAAUCAAAACAUACAGGGCUUAAGAGUUUGGACUAGCUGGCUGAAAAGGACCAUUCAGACUGCAGCUGAUGUAAAGGCACCGCAAGAAAGAUGGAAGGCUCUCAACGAAAUUGACGCUGGUAUUUGCGAAGAAAUGACUUACGAAGAAAUCGCCUCAAAAUAUCCUACGGACUUUGCCGCGAGAGAUCAAAACAAGUUCUCUUAUCGUUAUCCAAGGGGAGAAAGUUAUGAAGAUCUUGUUGCACGACUGGAACCUGUGAUAAUGGAACUGGAACGUCAGGGUAACGUUUUAGUUGUCAGUCAUCAAGCGGUCAUACGGUGUUUACUUGCUUACUUUCUAGACAAGAGUGCAGAUGAAUUACCGUAUUUAGAAGUACCUUUGCAUACCAUCAUGAAAUUAACACCAGUCGCCUAUGGCUGCAAGGUGGAGCAUAUUCGACUACCGAUAGAAGCCGUGGACACUCAUCGACCGAAACCAAAGAUCCCAGGAUAUCUGGAAGAGCGAUUCCGAGGAAAGGGGAAGGUACUACGCACGUGAUAACAACGAAUUUCACGGCGCAGCUAUUCCCCACCGUUGAUAUACCAAGACGUUGAAGCAGCAUAAAUUCGGCAGCUGACUUCUCAUUCACGCGCGCGCGUGAAUCAGCGCGCAUCCGAGCCCUUUACUUCCUACAUGUGUCAAAAGCGAGACGAGGCGCGAUCGGCAAUGUAUCCUAUGAAACCUAGAUAGGGCACAGACGCGGAGGAUCCUUCAACUCCGCGACGACGCAGGUCUGGCAGGUCAUGUACGUGGCAAUUCACCACUGAUGAUCACGCGGACGUAUUGCGGGCGUGUAAUUUUUAUAUUUUUCGAUUGGCGUCUAAGUAGAUAGUGAGAAGAACAUAUGUGAUAUAUAUAGGACGAUCGUCGAUGAGAAGGAAGAAUCUGUGAGUCCUGAGUCUGUGUACAUGCGUCUUCUACACGACGGAUGAUUUUCUUCUAGACAAGCGCGUGGACCCACACGUACGUUCUCUGAUCCGCGCGUGCUUUGAAGUAUUUGCUUCUUGCCGAAAAGGAAGGUAUAUUUAUAUCUUGAUAAACAAUAAUAUUUACACAAUAGACGCACACACAGUGAUUCCAAGAGAGAAUUCUAUACAAUUCAAUUCUUAUUCGGCAGAUACUUCAAAGUGCUCGCUCGCAAAUUUAAAAGCAGAUAUAUUUCUUUUUUACUUCCAUAUUUGAAACAUUAUCUCGGAAUUGUCGUCGGAUGCUUUUUAGAGCGACAGAAAUGGAUCCAAAUAUCGUAAUAUUGUGACGGUGAUAAUAAUACUCGACUACGUAAAGGUAUCGAGAUAUAAUAGUACAAUACUUUAGAUUGUGCGAUAAUACUUCCAAUCAAGCUAACGAAUACGUUGCAAUUCAAUCCAUUCUAACAUAUACGUUAUUGCGAUCUUGUAUAUUA